Molecule: messenger RNA, 7231 nt
Organism: Glossina fuscipes
Lineage: Eukaryota; Metazoa; Arthropoda; Insecta; Diptera; Glossinidae
Gene: dati
Exons: 10
Coding region: 1533-5612 (1359 amino acids)
Source: RefSeq, a predicted model, not a curated record
CUCUUCGUCCCGGGCAUAGCUCUUUUAUAUUUUCAGAAGUAUAAUAUACAGAAGUGUAUAAACUCAUUGUUUCGGUGCAAAAACACUCAACAAAAAUAUAAGAAGAGCAAUUCUAAGAAAGCGAUAUUUCCGGGAGACCUAUACUGCAGCAGUAUCUUCACACCACUUUGUGAUCUCAAAUUAACUAAUAAUAAAACGAAAUUAAAAAAAUUGUUACCCAAAAAUAUUGCAGUUAAUUCUCUAAAAAAAACAAAACAGGAAAAGUAGAAAACCAAAAUACUCGUCUUUACCGGACUAAUAUCAUUUUAGAAAUUCACGGAAUUCUGAAAUCUACGAUUUUUAAACGUGUGCCUUAGCCUGGCCUUAAAUAAUUUAAAUUCUAUAUUAUGUACAUAAAUUAACAAAAUCGAUAUAAUAUGAAUACACACCACUAUUGAAACCCGUACCCAUUCAUGAUCAUAAAAUACAUAAAUAUAACUUGUAUUAAGAAUACUGUAAACAGGAAAAAACUACACAGAAGAAUGAUUUGAAAAUCUGCAGUUGAAGAAACUUAUCAUCGUAACGACAAAAAUUUCCAAAAGAAUACAAUCGCGAGGAAUAAGAAGACACGAAGAGCUCUACAAUAAGCAAAACUCUUCUCAACAACGCCGGCAUUUAAUAUACAAAAAAUUAAAUCGAAGCACACAGUUUGGAAACCUUUUUCAAUAAGCAAACAAAUUAUUGUACGGACACAUCUGUAUGGAUUUCGAGACGUGCAUUGCUUAACUUAAAAUACAUGUGUAUAAAAUUCAAUGCACAUUUCAAAGCGACAGAAACGAAAACGCUCGUUCUUAAAACUUUGCUUUGAAUCCCAGAAAUUUCGCUAAGCUGUAAUGUGUUCAUAAACUGUUUAAUUCGAUAUAAUCAAUGUACACAAAAGAGGCAUAGAAGGAAUUGUGUCAGCAAAAGCCAACAGAAUCAAAGAAUUAAAUGAAAAUAUUAAAAUAAAUAAAAAAUAUAAUUUGUAAAGAAAACUAAUUGUAGCCACACUGGGUCAACACCAACAAUUUCCAUUGGAACCGCGUAUACGGCAUGAAAGUGUCGGCAAUAAGCAGAGGCAGCUAUCAACAAAUAAAUCGGACCAACCAGGAAACGAAAAGAAAGAAGGGAAACGCAAAGUUAACGUCGAUCUAGAUAAGGAGACUAAUUUUCUAAGUGGACGUUUGAAAGUGGAUCAGUGGUUGUUGAAGAAUUUUAAGCACAGCGGUGAGCUCACUAAUGUCGAUUUACAUCCUUUACAAGCACCCAUAACAGCAUCUGUUCCUCCCAUCAACACCAAACCCAACGACAAUAGCGAUAAUCAAUAUUACAAUACAUUAGCGACCUUGUCCUCGCGCGACGCUGGCACUGUUUUGUCCCUAACGUCAGCCACGCAUGCUAGCUUUGCUGUACCCCAAUCACCCGUUUCAACACCGACGUCCAGCUUUCACCCUAAUUAUUCAAUUUCACCAACCGCCCACUUCGGCACGGAAUCAGCUUUUCAUGUUGCACAAAUGACUACAACAGAUCUGGAGCAAGGACACGUUACACACUCUCAUGUGCAGCAACGUUCGCAACAACACACAUAUAACACUUUCAACAACCAACAACAGCAUCAUCAACUGCAAACGCAGACGCAUCUCAUAAAUCCGUUUAAAAUGGAUGCUGAUUUUUGGCAGCAAGCCAGAAGUGGUUCAUUCGGACUACACGCUGCUGCUGCGUUAGCUAGCAAUCACAUAGGUCAUCAUCAUAGUCACCAUCAAGCACAACAAACCAGUGUUGGAAACGUUGCAGCACAAUUACAUCAUCCGCAACAAUUACAUCAGCAGCAACAACAUUUAUCCGGACAAGUUGCCAGCGCUGAUCAACAGAUGCAUCAGUUAACCUCGCCACCAGUAAUAUCAGCCUCACAACAGCACCAUCAGCCCCAUCUUUCGCAAUUAUGCACUGAACAAAAUCACCAUCUGCUAUUUAACGCAGCUGCGGCUGCCGCGGCCGCCGCCCAUCUAAGCGGCGUCGUGUCAAAAUCGCAUGAAUUGGAUAGUACAAACAUUACUCAAGACGAAGAUAAUAAUGAUAUACUAUCUGGUAACAAAAGUAGGAACGGCAAUAACAACGAAUGCUCCUCAGCGGCAACAAAGCAGGAGCUAUCAGCUAUUCCAGGCUGUAGUAACAAUUUGCUACCCACUGCAAAUAAUGGUACGCAUACAGAUAAUAAUAUACAUCACGAGCAAUCAUUACAGUUGCAAACAGUUCAACAACAGCAACAACCACUUAAGUACGAACAUGAAGCUUGCACCUCUAAUAACUUACCCCUUGAGGCGUUACAACAGCAACUACAGCAACAAGUACAACACCAGGAGCAACAAAUCUCAGCUGAUAAGGCCGAAAGAGACUCGGGAAUUCAGAGUGACAAACAUAUCGCAAACUCAUUGCAUGCAAGCCAUCAUCAUAAUAUGCAGCAGGAACAUCACCAACGUCAUAGCCAACAAACACAAUUAACAGUAAAUGCUGUUGGCAGAUCGGGUGACACCAGUCAUAACGAAAGUCCAACCCACUUACAACAAUUGCGGAUGCAAUCGCUAGAACGGCGCAGUUCACCAGACACGCAACCACCAACGCUACCGUUACAUUCCGAAGACCCUUUACAGAUUAACACUUUUGCCAAAAAUGGACCAACAACAACUUCACCGCAACCGUCCUUAAACUCAGCUUCUGGUGGCAGUUCUACUCCUGACUUGAAGUUCAAUAGCGAAAAUAAUAAGGUACCAGGUGAAUUACAGCUACAACUAUCCCGUUCCAAUAGCGCGGCAGCCAUUAGUGAACGAACAUUAGAAGAAUGUUGGUCUACCCUGCAACGACUUUUUAUGCACAAGAGCGCCAUGCAACAAAUACAACAGCAGAUACCACGAGUGGGUCUAGGAGGCACAGCUACCAAUAAUUUGGUUGGUAAUGAAUCUAAGCCCCAUCAGUGUCAACAGUGUAUGAAAAGUUUCUCCAGCAAUCAUCAGCUUGUACAGCACAUACGCGUCCAUACUGGCGAAAAGCCUUACAAAUGUUCAUAUUGCGAUCGCCGAUUUAAACAAUUAUCGCACGUGCAGCAACACACUCGCUUGCAUACGGGCGAGCGACCAUAUAAAUGCCACUUGCCUGACUGUGGCAGAGCCUUCAUACAAUUAUCGAAUUUGCAGCAGCAUUUAAGGAAUCAUGACGCUCAAGUGGAGAGAGCCAAAAACCGUCCGUUUCACUGCAAUAUUUGUGGCAAAGGUUUUGCUACUGAAUCCAGUCUCAGGACUCAUACAUCCAAGGAGCUACAGCUGCAUCUUGGUGUCUUGCAGCAGCAUGCGGCAUUGAUUGGUGGACCUAAUGCAACCUCAUGUCCCAUCUGUCACAAACUUUUUUUAGGCACUGAUGCUUUAAUGGAGCAUAUGAAACAUGUACACAAGGAGAAACCUAAUCAAAAUACGAACAGCUCCUUUAUUGAUAACAUAGGAAGUGGGGUUGUCACUUGUGUGAGCAAUGGUGUAAACGUAGGCACGUGUGCUGGUAGUGCAGCGGCUGACACCGGCGUCUGCUUACAAUCUUCGGGUCCUUCUUCUGUCUGCAGUGAUCCUUAUUCAACGAAGCGGCGCACCGCUAAUAACCCGUGCCCGGUGUGUGGAAAACAUUAUGUGAAUGAAGGUUCUUUGCGUAAGCACCUAGCUUGCCAUGCAGAAACGAGUCAACUAACAAAUAGUUUGCGAAUGUGGCCGUGUUCUGUUUGUCAAGCGGUUUUUACACACGAAAAUGGUCUGCUUACACAUAUGGAGCACAUGCGAAUGGAUCCUAAGCACCAAUUUGCCGCCCAAUAUGUACUCUCUCGCGCAGCAGCUGAAAGGCGUGAACGUGGUUCAUUAUUGGCGGUUACUUUGGCGGCUUCAGCCGGAACGGGAGCUGCAGGAACCAGCGGAUUUAUGCCUUUAUUAAGUGGAGAAAUUGGUAGUCAUAGAGUGAUUAACGUUGGUGGUGAUGGUGAUGGUGGUGGUGAUAUUUCAAAUUCUCUGUGUCCUUCUCCAUCUGCACAUUCUGAUUGCUCUUCCAAUGGAAGGCCAUCAUCAUCGACCACUUCCGAUCAAUGUAGCGGAAUUAACUUGUUAACCAACAAUAAUGAUAACAGCAUGAAUAAUAAUAAUCAUAAUAACAACAACAUCAACAAUAAUAAUAAUGACAAUUGUAAUACGAACGGCAGCAAUUUAAAUCUAGGUGACAAAUUAAGUGACAUAUUACGCACCACCAACAAUUCUAACAGUCAUGCCCCUGCUCAACAUCAUCCUCACCAUAGCUCUCAGCCUCAUCACCAUACGCAUAAUCUCAAUAACCAUUCUUACAAUAAUGUUAGCGUAAGCAUUGAAGGAGAACUGCACGAUGUCGCCAAUCGUAUGAGUCUAAUGGCGGCAGCGUCGGCAGCUGCUGCCGCUGUUGCCGCUAGCACAAGCACAAAUGCUUUGCCGAGGGUACCAUCUUCUCCACAAGAUUUUUCCGUUGAAACGGUUAACACAGCACAGGUUAACGGAAACGUUGCGGUUCAAGCAGCCGUUGUAAAUCUAGCGACUGCUAUGCGAAUCAAUCAUGUCAACAAUAAUGGCGUCAACAGUGGAGCAACAAAUAUGAACAACAAUAAUAUGCUAGUGAACCACAGUAACAGGAAUCAACAGCAACAACCGCAGCAGCAGCAGAGCCUUCAACAACAACAGCAUCAACAAACAACCGAGCAGACGCCUUCAGAACGCCGAACUUCACCUUUACAUAAUUUAGUAACCGACAAUGCACCUAUUGCAACUAGUAUGAUUCGCAAUUCUAUGUUAGACAAUUCUGCUGAACUUCGAAAUAACAACCAUCCACACCAACAACGACAAGAGGAAAAUCAUGAUCAACAAAAACAGACUCACAAUAGAGCCAAUUAUAGCUCAUCCAUUCUUCCAGCUCCUUUACCCGCUGCUCUUGGCAACACAAACACGCACCAAUCACAUCAUCACUUUGCGCACCAAACCUUAAAUACGCCAAAUCAUCAUCUUCAGCACCAUCUAGAAUCUACGCACACACCCCAGACAACGACCCAGCAUUCACCGCAGACAUCUAUACACAUGCAACAACAGGCUGAAGCGAUGUUACGCUCACAUACUGAGGUUGCCUUUCGUUUAGCGGCUGGUGUUGCUGUUUCAAGUAGCAACAAUCAAAAUAGUGGACCCAUCGGUAACAACAAUAAUAAUUGUAGUACUAACUUAGGUCAGUUAUCUAAUAAUAACAACAAUGACGAUGACAUGAAUGGUAAGGUAGAAACCAGUCCGCGUAUCCUAACGAGCACCAACGCAAGUGCAGCAACGGGUUGUAGUGAUAUCAGCGCUUCGAAUCGUGAUCCCACCCUCCAAGCACCAAAAAUAGAAUCUAUUGCACCCGCCAGCGACAUUAGUGGAACCGUACGCCUGCAGGAACAUCGUAUUGAACAAGCUUUGCGUUUACGUAGUGAUGCACGGACUUUCAACUUCCUCUCAGGCAAUCGUCAGCAGACCGCUGCUAUCAAUUCUAAUACAUCAAAACCGCAGCAACAAAAUUAGUAAAUGUAAGAGGAAACAAAACAUAUAAAAGGAACACUACAAUUAGAUAAGUCAUGGGAGCGAGUCAUUCACUUCUAUUAGAAUGUUUCAUGUUUGCUACUAUAAUGGGAACAUUUUUGAAUAUUUGCUUUAAAACAUUUUAGUGCCAAAAAAAAAGAAACAAAAAUAUAUAUAAACCAUUUGGUAAAAUGAAAAUAGACCAGGCACGAUGACAUUGGCAUCGAUAAGAAAAAAGCGAGCAGAAGUUCUGGCACGAAAGUGGAGCGUAUGAGAAUUUUAUGGAGAUCGAUUUCCAAUAUUUCAGCGAAGAAGAUCGGAUACUUCCUUUUUCCCAUACUUUAUUUUCUUUUUCCGCUUUGAAUACGUGUUUUUGUCCGAUAUAUUAUUUCUUACAUUUGAUGUUCGUUUCUUUCCCCAAGAGUACGUCUGGUUACUAUGUUUGUAAUAAAAACAAAUACUUACAAGGCGGGGCAUUGUGAUUGUAGCCACGUGAGGCAGGUUAAGACAAGUGCAAAGACAUUUUGUAAACGUGCUCUAUAAAUUAGUACUACAUAAGUCAAUGUCAAUGCAAUAUAUUCUAUUACUUCGUUUUCAAACAAUGUUCUCGAUCUCAUAUUUAGCGGGAACUCCUUCCUGCAAUCUACACGCUCCGUCUUGCACGAAAUAAAAGUAUAGAAUUAUGUUUCUGUGUAAAAUAAGCGCAGCCAAACAUUUCGCACAUAGAUUCCCAUAUGUUUAAUAGAUGUUUCAUUCCGAGAAAGAUUAAUAUUAAACAAUAAAAUAACAAUAAAUAUUAAAAACGUAUAUUAACAAGAUGUCGAUUGCGUCAAUAUAUUUCAGCCAAGGUUAUGAUCGAAUUUUUCAAUACAACAUAAGAACGUGUAUAUACGUAAAUAUUGUCAUAAAUAUUAUUAUCAGUUCACACGCCAACAUACGUUUUUACUUUAUGUGUAACGCAUUUACCUCACCUAAAUAACUACAGUAUGUUUCUAAAUCAAAAUGCUCCGUCUUCAAAAUAUAUUAUUUUGUGAAAAUACAGUAAGUAAAUAUAACUAUACAACGGAUGUCGUCUCACAUGUCGCGCAUGUCGAGAAAAGGAGAUAUAUAGUAAUAAUACGUAAUCAUUCGUAAUAAUUUACAAACUUAUAAAAUUUGAAACGAUUGCAAUAUAAAUUAAGUCUGACAUGAUAGGGUCACAUAAUGAUAUCCAAAGAAAAAAAAUUAAAAUUAUAUUGGAAUAAUAAGAGAAAAUUAGUUUUGAUCUAUGUUAAAUUUUGAAAUAUGAACGACGAAUUAUUAAAAACAUUUAGCAAAUUUUAACCGAAAUAGUAAUUACAUUUAUGUAAAAAAAUUAGAAAUAAAUAAAACAAUAAAAAACAAAAAAGUAUUACAAAUAUUUGAUAGCCACAAAAAUAAAACCACACUCUGAUAAUAACAAUAAUAAACUUAACAAGCAACAGAAAUCGUAGAUAAAGUCAAAAGAGAAAAGUUUUGUUGAAAAAAUAAUACCAAAAACACAUGCAAAAAAUAUUGGUUUUUAUACUUAAGUGCGCUUCCUAAAGAUGGGAAAUUUGAAAAAUACUUUACAACCUACGAUCAAGUUUUUUUUAUAAAACAAA